AAGUUUUGUUACACGGCGAAGAAAUAUAAGAUUUUUUAAUAUUCUUUUUUAUAUGUGCAGUUUAAUAACUGUUUUAUUUUAUAUUUGCCUUAAAUGAAACGUACCCCAUAUUUAUAACGCAUUGUUCAUUGUGUUUUUAAGUGAACGUAGAGUGAUUUGAUUUGACAGGAAAAUUGUGUCGUGUCGUGAUUGUCGUUAUGUUGAAUUGAAAUUCAAUUUUAGGUCAAGCUUUACCAACCGCACAACAAAUACUAAUGUGAAUGGUGGUAAAUGGUAAAUGGUAAAAGAGUUGUCAGAGUCAGUUACUCGGCAAAAGUGACCACAAGAAUAGUUCUCAGAAUAAACAUUGUUUUACUAAGAAUUUGUUUUUUAUUAUUUGUUGUGUCGGGUGAAAGUUAUUCCUUUGUUUCCAUUUCAUUAAAGAAAUUUUGCGUGGGUAGUGGUGGUGAAAAGUGGGAUGUUUUAUAGUUUCCGUGGAUUGGCAUGACUCCAAUUUGUGUAGUUUGUUGUUCAAUUUUUGGUUUAGUUUGAUAAUUUUUUAAGAAAUUAGUUAGAGUUUUGUGUCAAUUAUAACAUUUUCGUAGCCUUAAUAUAUCUACACACGAUUUGUCAGGUUUGGAAUGAUUGGUGGAAAAAAAGUAAAUUCACACAUUGUGAUUAUAGUAAAAUCUCCGCUAUGAAGAAUCCUGUAUGAAAAAAAUUAGUUUCCGAAACGAUUAAAAGUCCGUGAUUUCGUUGCAGACCCUGAUUGAUUUAUACAAAUUGUGUAAACGGCGUUGAACGGUGCAAAAAUGGUGGAUCGAUUAGUAAAUAGUGAAGCAAACUCUAGGAGGAUAUUAGCUGUUGAGAGCUGUUUCGGCAGUUCGGGCCAGCCACUUUCCGUCCCAGGAAGAGUACUUGUGGGUGAAGGAAUACUUACCAAAAUGUGUAGGAAAAAGCCAAAGCCGAGACAAUUUUUCCUAUUUAACGACAUCUUAGUUUAUGGGAACAUUGUAAUUAAUAAAACAAAGUAUAAUAAACAACACAUUAUUCCUCUCGAGCAAGUAAAACUGCAAUCUUUGGAUGAUGACGGUUUACUAAAAAAUGGCUGGAUUUUACGCACUGCGACUAAAAGUUUUGCCGUCUAUGCUGCCACUCCCACUGAAAAAUCCGAAUGGAUGGCGCACAUUCAACGCUGCGUUAGUGACUUGCUAAAGAAAAGUGGGAAGAAGGCGAUUGAAACGCAUGCCGCAGUUUGGGUGCCAGACUCUGACGCUCCCACCUGCCAGAUUUGCAGGACCCAGUUCACCCUCCUUAAUAGAAGGCACCACUGUCGAAAGUGUGGAAACGUAGUUUGUGGUUCAUGUUCCAAGGGACGCCAUCUUCUCCCCUCUCAGUCCAAAAAGCCACUCCGCGUUUGCGACCCAUGUGCCGAAAUAUUGACCGGAAAGAGAGGCAGUGUCAACAAUCAGUGUCAAAACGACUCUUCCGGAGAGGACGAUUCUGACGAUGAGGAAGAAAACCCCUCAUGGAACUCGGCCCCACCACAAUUCUAUCAUGGAAAUCAUAAAAUCUAAACUGGACUAAUUUGUGAAUGUGCAUCCGCAUCGUAGCGUGACUAUUUACAUAUAUUUGUGUAUGUAUAAAAUAAUAUGCACAUAUUUCGUGCUAUUGUUUGUGUUGGACAAUAAUUCUGUAAAGUUACCUGCUGUACUUUUUUGUAUCAUCAACCUGUCAAACAAAUUGGGCUUCUUCAGAUCCUCUCUACAUAUUGUACGUGGAACCGUUUUGUAUUCAAUUACUUGGACAGAACUGAAAAAUAAAAUGUGAGUGAAAGUGCUUAAUAACAGAGUGAAAGUUAAGUAAAAGUAAAUAGGAAGUUUUGCUAAUCGUGUGUGUGACAAUAUUCUUAUCACAAUAAUUAAUUAUGCGUAUCUACAUAUUUCGUUGAAGAGUUCAAAGUUUAAAAGAAUUCACGUUUUCUAACAUUUGCAUACAUAUAAAUAUACAUAAAAUGACGUAAAAAAAGAAGAGACCAAACCUGACUUGCUAAUAAUUCGUGUUUAAACAAAACAAAAUUUACCUGCUCAAUAGUGCCUAAAAAAAUACGACAAAUGACAACUACAUACAUACAUGCGACCACCCACCAACACCACGUUUCAAAGAUGCCGAUAAUCUAAAUAUUUAAUAGUUCGUAUGUACAGAAUUAGCAUUAAGUAAAUAAGUAAUGUAUGCAUAAUAUAAAAAAUGGUCUGAAUUUUGAAAAGUCUUCUCUUGGAUAGUCGACAGUAACGGAAUGUCUUGAAAAGUCUGAUAGGUUUACAUACAUACACAAUUAUAUUAAAUAUAUGUAGCUUCUGAUUGUUAUUGCUAAAAAAUGUUACUAAUGCUAUAAAAUUAUUUCUUGCCCGGAUUGUUACUGCACAAACUUUUAGUCUAAUUUUGAAAUGAACCAACAAGUUUUGCUAUAACUUGGACCAAUAAUAAUUAAGAAUGGUCUCAAACUUAUGGACGUUUCGCAUAUUUCUGUUUGUUCAUCAAAUGAAAUAAACUACUAAAAUUUCGAAAA
Molecule: messenger RNA, 2548 nt
Organism: Folsomia candida
Lineage: Eukaryota; Metazoa; Arthropoda; Collembola; Entomobryomorpha; Isotomidae
Gene: rush
Product: pleckstrin homology domain-containing family F member 2
Exons: 9
Coding region: 792-1556 (254 amino acids)
Cellular component (GO): early endosome
Molecular function (GO): metal ion binding; phosphatidylinositol binding
Source: RefSeq, a predicted model, not a curated record